AGCGGGGUCGAGUCCCGGUGCGCCCCCAGGACAGUCUGAUGACCGGAGCCGCGGUCACUUUAACGCCCGCAGCGCCGCGCGUGGAGCCGCAGCGGCAGCAGCAGCAGCGGGGCACCGCCGGAGCGUUUUUGUCUGCGAGGGGACCUUUCGUCUGGAGCUCCAGAAGGAGCGCGGACUGAGUCCCGGUCCGGUUCCGCCGACGCGACUCGAGCCAACACCGCUGCACAGCAUCCAUUCAGUGAGCCAGCAGAGAUCAUCCAAACGCCACGUCGCCAAGCUGCUCCCCCCCCCCCCCCCCACUCUCCCCCCGGCACGCUUCCCCUUUCACCCCUUUUGACCUACAAGCACCAUGACGUCCGAACUUGAGAGCAGUCUGACCUCAAUGGACUGGCUCCCCCAGCUCAGCAUGAGGGCGGCCAUCCAGAAGGCGGACACGGGACACCACCACGGACACCUCCACGGACAGUACCACGGUCACAUUCACGGACACGGCCUGGGCAAGAAAAUCUCCCAUCUGGACCGAGGAACAACACUGGACCAGGAGGAGGCUGCACAGCACAGGGACGGCAAACCACCGUACAGCUACGCCAGCCUGAUCACCUUCGCCAUCAAUGGUUCGCCGCGCAAAAGGAUGACUCUCAGCGAGAUUUACCAGUGGAUCUGCGAUAACUUCCCGUAUUAUCGAGAGGCGGGCAGCGGCUGGAAGAAUUCGAUACGACACAACCUGUCCUUGAACAAGUGUUUUCUCAAAGUGCCUCGCUCCAAAGACGACCCUGGAAAAGGUUCCUAUUGGGCCAUAGACACCAACCCUAAAGAGGACACGGUACCCAGCAGGCCAAAGAAGAGACCGCGAUCCGGAGAAAGGGCAUCGACGCCAUACAGCCUGGAGUCAGAGUCCCUGAGGAUGGACUGCAUCAUGUCGGGAGGAGCGUCUCCCACCCUGGCAAUCAACGCUGUAACCAACAAGGUGUCCUUGUACAACCCAGAGGCAGAAGGCAGCGAGAGUCCGGGGAGUCUGGGCAGCAGCCUGAGCAACAGUCUCUCGGAGCAGAGUUUGGCCUCCGUCAACCUCAACACGGCCGGCGGCGGUGGCGUUCACAGCUACACACCAGUGAGCAGCCACUCGGAGCUGUCGCCUCAGUCCUUGAACCUCCAGCAGCAGCCCGCCCAGCCUCCACCGCCUCCCCCUCCUCCCCCGCAGCCCCAGUACGGAUUGUCGGUUUCAGAAUCUCGAGACAAGCAGCUCUGUUUCUCUGACUUUGAGGACCUCAGUGCUUCUUUCCGCAGCCUCUAUAAGUGCGUCUUUGAGCAGUCCUUCUCUCAGCAAGGUUUGUUGGCCAUGCCCGGUGAUUCCAGCCAGCAUGCCCGGACCGCCUGUUCCUACCAACACUCUCCUGGGACGGGAGGCGGCGGCGGGCACCACCAUCAGCACAACCACAGCCGGGCAUUGCACCACGCCCACCACCCUCAGCAGCACCUCCCACCUCACUCCGCCCACGGCCAGCAUCAGCCGCACAGUCAGCACCCACAGCACACCGCCCACUCUCAGCCUCACCCGGCCCUCGCCCACCAGAGUCACAGCGGGCCGUCCUGCCUAACAACAGACUGGUACCCCAACAUUGACUGGCUGAAGGAGAGCUGCCGCAUCGCUACCAGCUACAACUGGGCCGACGUAGACCUCUCCCCAUUUCAAGGUCUAAAGGAGAGCAUGCGGCAGGCUGAGCUCAGCAACUGGUCUCUGGAUGCCGCCCAGAUGGCCGACAUGUGUUCCUCCAUCAACCAGUUCUUCACAGCCACAGGGGUCAUCCCCCCUCAAGGCGCCGCCCACCAACAACCUCAGGUCCAACACCCGAUACCGCCAGGGGCGCCCCAACAUCCGGCUCAGCCGCACGGGGCGAUGCACCCAAAAGCCAGCCAGCACAAUCACCACAGACAACACAGCCAACAUGUCAGCACGGGGAACAUGUACAUCGAUUCCAGUCAGAACAUUUCCACCAUGAUGGGUCCACCAGCAUACCCUCACAUGCCUCCCACCAUGACAGGCCACCACAGCCAGCUGAGCCGGCAGCAGCAGCAACACCCGCUUCCAGCGGGACACUUCCAGGUGAGACGCAUGCUCGCUACAGACGACAUCCAGGAUGACUUCGACUGGGACUCUAUCGUCUAACCAGAGCACGUCGGCUCGUCUGAACAGAGAGCUAAAGACUGGCAGUGACACGUGAUGCCAGGUGAGGUAUCAAACCGGACAACCCAAUUCACCUGAAACACAGAAGACAAUCCAAGACAAAGUCGUUUCUCUGGUCUUGUUGGCAUUUUUAUCACGUGGACGAUGAAUCUAAAGACAAUCAUUAAAAAAAAAGAGAGAUGGACAGAGUUGGACCAAGCUGAGAUGUAGACGUCGCACGUACAGCUGAAGGACAUAUGAAGCUCUGAAUUUCCUUCUGUUCCAUCCCCCAGUGCCAACAGGGUUACAAGACACCAAAGUAUUGUCCAAAUGUCCAAAAACAACUUUGUUUUAGAGAAGAAAAAAACAGCCUGUUGUGUUGUCUGCUACAGCUUCUGUCUCAUAUGUGCAAAGUUUCACCACCCAUGAAAAAAGUUGCACCUGUUCUUUGCAUACAGAUCCAAGGAUUUGAUCCUUUGUAACCGGGCGUCAGUGUGGCUGCCAGCGAUUUCCACAACAGUCAGCAGGAGCGUUUUCUGAGGCGGUCCUGCUCCAUAUUGCUAAAAAGGUUUGAUGCACCACUUUCAGGUUUUUUGCGCUCAAAUUGCUGCACAGGAUUGGAACAUAAUCAAUUUGUUUUGUUCGUCUGUGGACAUGACAGGAGGUCAGAACGUUUGAUUUCUGGUAUGGGAACAAGUUAUUGUCACCUCACCACAAAUCUUGAAUUUGUAAUUCUGAAUUCUGUAGUAUCUGGUUCUUUGGCUCAGUGGUACAGAAAAAUGUACUUGGGUUUAACCUUCAGAAAUGACCUGACCCAUAGUUCAGGCUGUAGGCUGUUCAGGAUCUGUAGUGUUCAAACAAAAAACACAAAA
Messenger RNA from Thalassophryne amazonica, 3036 nucleotides. Its product is annotated as forkhead box protein J3-like. NCBI's taxonomy places the organism in Eukaryota, Metazoa, Chordata, Actinopteri, Batrachoidiformes, Batrachoididae. The transcript has 12 exons. The record is from RefSeq and is a predicted model, not a curated record. Gene Ontology annotation, molecular function: RNA polymerase II cis-regulatory region sequence-specific DNA binding; DNA-binding transcription factor activity, RNA polymerase II-specific. Gene Ontology annotation, cellular component: nucleus. Gene Ontology annotation, biological process: regulation of transcription by RNA polymerase II. Bases 350 to 2167 code for a protein of 605 amino acids.